Siniperca chuatsi (mandarin fish) is the source of this 2200-nucleotide messenger RNA. RefSeq names its product vexin-like. NCBI's taxonomy places the organism in Eukaryota, Metazoa, Chordata, Actinopteri, Centrarchiformes, Sinipercidae. Bases 903 to 1517 code for a protein of 204 amino acids. The record is from RefSeq and is a predicted model, not a curated record. Gene Ontology annotation, molecular function: protein binding. The transcript is spliced from 5 exons.
UUUCCUCUUUCAGACAGUGCACAACAACAGUUCACUAAUCUGACCCAUAGCCCUCCUGAUAGGAUUUCAAUCUUAUUUCCUGUUGACGUCAAUUGCAAUGAAUUGGGGAAAAUGAAAUGCACCUAUCUUCUAGGUAGAUUUGUUAUAGGAACUAAAAUUAAUAAAGUCUGCAGUUAAAGUUCACCGAAUGUCAUUUUUGUAAUGACUGGGGGUUUGCAGCAAGCUUCAAUCGCUCAGAUAUGAUUGUCUGCCUGAGUGAUCUCUCAUGUUAUUGAUGGAUGCUUUUUAAUCGUUGACACAAUCUUACCGCCAAGCGCCAUCGCACCAGAACGGGAGAGGGGAGGUGUGUAUGUGUGUGUGUGUGUGUGUAUGGGGGGGUUCAAUCACCAUCUGUUGAGCAGUCCGCCACCCCGUCCCAAGCCCAUUUAUCUUUGUCUCUGCUCAUCCAGGCCACUGGAAAAUGGGACACAGUCAAUAACCCUAAAUCAAUCAAGCUCUCUUGACGAGGUAAAUUUAUGAAUUCUCACCCAUGUCAGGCGAACAGUGGCAGCGGCCUCAAAAACUUCCCUCGCAUGUGACCAGAUGGUCAGACAACAAUAGGCUCUGGCAUGAAGAUGAGGUGGUCAAGCAUGACCUCUGACAUGAAGACUGCCUUUUAUUCCAUUGCUGAGCUUAAAAAUCUUGAAAAUAGAUGUGUCUGGUGAAAUUGAAUCAUAAAACUAAGAUUGUAUUCGUCCCUAGUCUUGUGCUGCACACACGAGCAUGUUGUGUGUGAAGGACGUGUUGUUGCUUGUGUCCAGCUCCACUCAGUGCUGCAGUGGAUUAGUCAGCUGCAUUUAUUUAAAGGUAGUGCAGAGAGAGUGCAGGAGCUUCAAUCAGUGUGCAAGUGUCAGAUCUUCAAGAUGCAGCGCAUCUACAUGCACAGCAAUGAACAUUUUGAAGUCUUCACCACUGUCCUUGCUCCACAAGGGAGGUAUCGAUACAGAGCAGAAGCUGAAAAGAUGGUAGUGGUGCACAGCUACAGGCCCCACUGGCCAGAUGAGCUGGAGCUGUCUCCAGGUGACGUCAUCCUGGUGCUGUCCAAACAUGAGGAGGAGAGGUGGUUUGGGCGGCUGCAGGGCGGCCAGCAGGGCUACUUCCCCGCCUCCUGUGUGAUGGAGCUGAGCCAGGUGAAUCUUCCUCCAAAAGCCCUACGAAGGAGUAGCUCAGCCAGGGACAACAAUUCAGGCGCACGCAGUAGACAAAGAGAUGGACACAUUCUGCAGGCGCUCAGGAGGGGUAGCAGAGGAGGUGGUGGAGGAGGAGGAGGAAGGGGAGGAGGAGUGAUGCUGGACCGGGGCCAAGGCGAGAGCAAGGGCCCCUUCCUGGAGUGGAGGCCCCAGAUCCCUUUGCCUCAGCCCGUGGCCUCUCAACCUCAGACACACAGAUCCCCAGGCCUGCUCCACAGGAUCUUGUCCAAGUGCCGGAAAAAGAGUGAAUGCCAGGGAGCCACCAACGGGGCCUUCGAGGGCGAAUAAGAGGCCCUCCUCUUUGUCCUGGGUGGCUGAGCCGAGUCCACUUUGGUGGGGCUGCGUUGGGGGAGUAUGUGGGUUAACGGAGGAACUUCUGAAAUAUAAAAAGACAGGUCUUGAAUAUCCUGAUGUGGGCAGGUACUCAAUGCCAUAUCAGGUAUUCUUGACUUGGCAGCAUUUCUAGAAGCAAGAGGUUGAAUUGUGAGUGUACAAACCUGACUCAGUGAUGUCACAGAAGGUGUUUUGCCCAUUAAAUCUGAUCGACUAUGCCUGAUGUGACAUCACUGAUGGGGGCGUGGCCACAAGUGAAACAUGCCUGAAAGUUUGAAUGUACAGAGAGCAGCUAAGCAGCUGCUGCUUUCUGCCUUGUUUUUCAGCACAGCAAGAUCAAAUGCCAGGCUUAUGCUUUGGAAAAUAUAUAAUUACAAUCAUUGCAAUUAUAUGUGUAACAAAGGGCAGAAACAUUGAGUUAGCGGCAAUCAAUAAGUGAUGCUUUACUGAUCAAAUGUAGCCUUUUUCUGUCUUUGAUCCUGUUACCUAAGAGAAAUGUUAUUUCCAUUGUCUGUGUGCAUUUUAUUCCAUUAUUCAUGUUUCUUAACUUCAUCUGCUCACAUGAAUCUGUUAAUAUGUAUGUAUUUGGCUGCUUAAUAUGCAAUUAUUAUUAUGAUUAUAAAACCAGUAAACCCUUA